UUUUGAUCUUCUUGUUGAUUGAUUAGCUUUGCAACAGUGAACAUAUGGGAAAUGAAUCGAGUGAGCUUUAGGUUUUUUUUCUUCUUAUGUUUUAUGAUUUAUUGCGAUUUUUAAGGAAUCUUUUGGAUUUGUUGGAAGCUAAUACCAUUUUAUUUUUGUUCUACUGCUUAAAUUUUAGUUACACAAGUAUUUUCUUCUUCAUUCGGCUGCUUAUGCUAAAAAUGGGUAGGAAAAGGUAAGCAAUUCAUCACUGGGUUAUGCGGUUUAGGGAUGAUGUAGCAGUUUGAUUUCUUUAUAUUUAAGGAGAGGGGUUGACCCAUGUUGACCCACAAGACCCGUGACCCGGUCAUUUUACCGGGUCAACUACUGGGUUGGGUUUUAUAAUUAUGAUGCACAUAACAUGAAAAUCAUCCCUGGAUUUAUGCUCAACAUCCUAACUCAAAUUUGCCUUUGCCAUUAUUACUCAAGUGUGAACACAAAGAAACCAUCUUUUGGGCUUUUCUAAGUUGACCCGGCAACCCUGACAAAGGCCCAAAUAAGUCUGUUCAGUGUUCACAAAGAUAUUUAUAGCAUCUUAUCAUUUCUUCAAACCUGGUUAAGAAUUUAAGAGCCGACCCUCAAGGGUUUUAUACUUUCUCUUCACAAAAAAGAAAAUAAUAAAAUCUUCGUUUUCAUUUGGAUCUUCAAUCAAUCAAAGAUAUGGCCGAAGAAGCAGGCAUGUUUAUGGUUCAUCAAACAAUUGGAAGUGUUUUGUGUUGCAAAUGUGGUAUUCCUAUGCAACCAAAUGCUGCUAAUAUGUGUGUUAAGUGUUUGCGCUCUGAAGUUGACAUCACUGAAGGUCUAAAGAAGAAUGUAAUUCUUUUACAUUGCCCGGAGUGUGAUACCUACUUGGAUCCACCUAGUACGCGGAUUAGGGCCCAACUGGAAUCGAGGGAGUUGAUGGCAUUUUGUCUGAAGAAGUUGAAAUUGAAGUCCACAGGAGUUAUUUUGGUAAAUGCGGAAUUUAUUUGGACUGAACCACAUUCCAAGAGGAUCAAGCUCCGAGUGAGAGUUCAGAAGGAGGUCCUUCAUGGUGCAAUACUCGAACAAGCAUAUGUUAUUGAGUAUGUUCAGCAGGACCAAAUGUGUGAUUCUUGCACAAGAGUUCAGGCCAACCCUGAUCAGUGGGUUGCUGGUGUCCAGCUCCGGCAACAUGUUGCUCAUAGAAGAACUUUCUUUUACUUGGAGCAGCUGAUUUUGAAGCAUGAUGCUGCUGCCCGUGCCAUUAAAAUAAAGCAAAUGGAUCAUGGUAUUGAUUUUUUCUUUGCAAAUCGUAGCCAUGGUGUUAAAUUUGUUGACUUUGUGGGUAAAGUAGCUCCAGUAAAGAGUCGCACUGACAAGCAACUUGUUUCCCAUGAUACUAAGAGCAACAACUAUAAUUACAAACAUACUUUCUCUGUUGAAAUCUCUCCAAUUUGCCGUGAGGAUUUAGUCUGCUUGCCUCCAAGGGUUGCUGUUAGCUUGGGGAAUCUAGGUCCUCUUGUGAUCUGCUCGAAAGUGACAAAUAGCAUUGCUUUGUUAGAUCCUUUCACCCUGAGACACUGCUUCUUGGAUGCUGACCAGUACUGGAGAACACCCUUUAAGUCUCUUCUCACUAGCAGGCAACUUGUAGAGUAUAUUGUAUUUGAUGUGGACUUUGUUUCCCCUGAAGUUAAUAUUGGUGGGUCUAGAUAUGCUCUCGCUGAUGCCACUGUUGCUCGCAUGUCAGAUUUUGGGAAGAAUGAUACCAUGUUCAACAUAAAAACGCACCUGGGGCAUAUUUUGAAACCUGGUGAUUAUGCUCUUGGUUAUGAUUUACAUGGAGCUAACAGUAAUGACAUGGAGCUUGACAAGUACAAAAAUCUAGUCAUUCCAGAAGCAAUUUUGGUAAAGAAAAGCUAUGAAGAGAAGCGCCAGAGGAAACGAGGGAAGCCUCGUUCCUGGAAGCUAAAGUCCCUCAAUAUGGAGGUUGAUGACACGAGAGCUAGAGGUGACCAAGAGAAGAUGAACUCAGAGUAUGAACAGUUCCUGAGAGAUCUGGAAGAGAACCCGGAGUUGAGGUUCAAUGUAUCAUUGUAUCGUAACAAAGAAUAUCAGCCUUCUGAGAUGGCAUCUAUGACUGAUGGGGAAGAUAUACCUUCCAUUCCUCUAGAGGAGUUGCUUGCUGAUCUUGAGAUAAAUGACGCCGAAGAUGAGGACGAAGGCAUGGGGGAAUGAAUAUUAAGUUUUGUUUAUUUUUCUGGUUGGCUUGAAAUCAUCUUUUCAUCAAGUAGCUUUAUUCUGUGCUUGACAUGUCUUUGCCUUCGCGUAAUGUAGUUCUUUCAACAAAUGAUGCUUGUAAUUUGUUGUGUUUGUUAGUUAGGGAAUUUUUUGCUGUAUUGACGAUGCUUAUGCUGAAAUGAUAGCAGAAAGGAGAAUUUUUGGCUGUAUUAA
Populus trichocarpa (black cottonwood) is the source of this 2451-nucleotide messenger RNA. RefSeq lists its product as uncharacterized. The coding region runs from base 700 to 2235 and encodes 511 amino acids. The record is from RefSeq and is a predicted model, not a curated record. Lineage: Eukaryota; Viridiplantae; Streptophyta; Magnoliopsida; Malpighiales; Salicaceae. Gene Ontology annotation, cellular component: cytoplasm; nucleus. Gene Ontology annotation, biological process: ribosomal large subunit export from nucleus. Gene Ontology annotation, molecular function: ribosomal large subunit binding. The transcript is spliced from 2 exons.